Messenger RNA from Schistocerca serialis cubense, 951 nucleotides. RefSeq names its product piggyBac transposable element-derived protein 4-like. Lineage: Eukaryota; Metazoa; Arthropoda; Insecta; Orthoptera; Acrididae. The record is from RefSeq and is a predicted model, not a curated record. The transcript has 4 exons. Bases 1 to 951 code for a protein of 316 amino acids.
AUGUUAAGAGUUUACAGCCACAGCAGACGACUUACGGACGAAGAGAUUUGUGAACUUUUAGAAUGUACUAGUGAUACAGAAUGUUUUAGCAUACGUAGCAACAGUUCAGAAAGUGAAAGUGAUGUACUUGAUGAUAUUGUGAAUGAAAGUGAAGACGAAAUGCAAGAUGUACAAUACACUGAACUUAUUGUAACUGAAACAAAUCACUCAGGUAAACAGUUUAUAACUAAACGUGCUACAUUGUCCAAACCGUAUAAGAAAUGGAAGAAUGUGACAAUUACUGAGGUAAGAGCUUUUAUUGCUUGCUUACUAAUUAUGGGACUCAAUAAAAGUCCCACAAUGCUUCCAUACUGGAGCACAAAACCGUCACAGGCAUUUCCAUGGUUUGGUAAAAUGUUUUCUGCCCACCAAUUUAGACACCUUAUGAAAUGUUUUCAUCUUGUGGAUAGUGAGAAAUGUCCAGCACCAGGCCAUACUGAUUAUGACCCAUGCAUCAAGUACCAGCCAUUGGUAGAUCAUGCUAAUAAUGUAUUUAGACAUCAUUACACACCUCAUGAACAACUUAAGAAGCCAAAAGCCAAAGAUAAGGCUGAGAUUGCAAGACAUGGCUUAGGUUACUGUGUUGUCCAGAAGAUACUGUGUUUGGGCAAUUAUUUGAACAAGGGAUAUCAUAUCUUUGUAGACAACUUUUUCAUGUCAGUACCACUUGUAAAAAGUCUUUAUAAAUUAGGUACAUACAUUACUGGUACUGUAAGAAAAAGCAAGAAAUAUUUGCCAGAGCAAUUUAGAAAGAAAUUUGGAAUUGGAGAAAAGAUGUAUUGUAAGUCAGGUCCGAUACUAGCGUGUGCGUGCCUAGAGAAAGAAUCCCAGCGUACCCCCAUUAUCUUAUUGUCAAGUAAAGUUGGUUCUGGUGAUAUUGAAGUCAAAAAUAAAAAUAAAACAGUAAAAUAG